Molecule: messenger RNA, 1276 nt
Organism: Triticum aestivum (bread wheat)
Lineage: Eukaryota; Viridiplantae; Streptophyta; Magnoliopsida; Poales; Poaceae
Product: wall-associated receptor kinase 2
Biological process (GO): protein phosphorylation; cell surface receptor signaling pathway
Cellular component (GO): plasma membrane
Molecular function (GO): calcium ion binding; ATP binding; protein serine/threonine kinase activity
Source: RefSeq, a predicted model, not a curated record
AGGAACAAUCAUUGGCAUUGCAUUACUCGUGGUGCUACUCAUAUUCUUACUCAUGGAGCGAGAGAAAAGAAAGCUGAGAGAUAGGUUCAACAAGAACGGCGGACAACUAGUCAAAAGCAUCAAGAUCGAGAUCUUCACCAAGGCAAAGAUCAGAUACAUGACAAACAACUAUACUUCUAUCAUCGGCCAAGGCGCUUUUGGGACAGUCUACAAGGGAACCACCAGCCGCGGUGAGAACGCAGGUGUUGCCGUGAAGAAGUCCACCGCUAUCAAGCAUGACUGGCAGAAGGAGUCCUUCGUGAACGAGAUCAGGAUCCAGUCCCAGAUCAGCCAUCGGAACCUGGUCCAGCUUAUAGGCUGCUGCCUGGAGACAGACGUUCCUAUGUUGGUGUACGAGUUUGUUCCUAGGGGAAGCCUCUAUGACGUGCUCCAUCUCAAGAACGAUCCUCUUCCCCUCGAGACACGCCUCGACAUUGCCAUCUACUCCGCGGUUGCCCUCGCAUACAUGCACACGGAGGCGAGCCAGAGUAUGGCCAUCGUUCAUGGCGAUGUGAAGUCAGCUAACAUCCUCCUCGACGACAGGUUUGUGCCAAAGGUGUCAGACUUUGGCACGUCGAGGCUCAUGUCCAUGGACAAGGACCAUCACACCAACUUGGUGAUCGGGGACCCGGGCUACAUUGACCCCGUGUACGUGAAAACCGGGCUGCUCACCAAGAAGAGCGAUGUGUAUAGCUUCAGUAUCAUCCUGCUGGAGCUCGUUACCCGUAAGAAGGCGAUUUACAAUGGAAAUGAAAGCCUUCCCAUGGAUUAUAUCAAGGCUUCCAUGGAAGGGACAGCGAGGCAGAUGUUUGAUAAAGACAUUGUGGCAAAUAGCGAGGAGCAUAUGGAGUGCCUCGAGGAGGUUGGCAAGAUCGCGCUGCAGUGUCUCAAUGAGAACAACGUGAAUGACAGGCCCACCAUGCGUGAAGUCGUGGACAGACUUAAAGCGUGUAAGAGCCAGUGGUUGGACUGUCAUUGGAAGAAAAAUGAGGUGAUGUAAUAUUGUACAUAGGUAGUUGGUGGCCUUAUGCGAUCUAGGGCAUCACCUUUUAUAAGAUGAGAGUUUAAGAUUACGGAUUUGCUAAUUCUCGUCUAGACGAGAUUUAGUUAUGUCACAUCUAUGUUCUCCACCGUACCACUCAAUUAAGGUGCUGUAAUUUUCAUGCAAACUGUUGAUCGCUCUUUUUUUUUGCUGCUGAAAUGAGCUGGCAUUAAUUAAGUAAUGUUAUUAAACUCA